UAAUUUCUUUACCAAAAGCUAAUGGAGCCCUUGAAAUACUCGGCAUUAUCAGUAGAUUGCACUGUGUCUAGUAAGCAGAAGAGUUCAGCAAAGAAGCCUUCAAAAUCUUUCUACGAUAUCACCUUUGCAUCAAGUGAUGCAAGGUUCGAUUUCAUAAUAUUUCAGAAUUUUUAUGUUGCUUCUAUAACAAUCAAACAGUUUUGUGGAGAAGAGACUACUAAGUAUGAACUUGACCAGCCAGAAAAUUGGAACAUAGUUCUUAGUAACUACAAGCUCAUGAAUAAUGCUCAUUUCGAGGGAGAUGCCCAAAACUGGCACAUUAUAGGCAGGGAGCAUUUUAACGGGAGCUUAAAUAUCGAGAACUUAUCAGUCUUGAGAGUCUUUAUGAACGCUCCCUCUCCUUCAUGGCUUGAUUUCUCUCUGAAAAACAUAAAUUUGUAUUAUAAAUAAGACUCAUGUUGUGUUCAAGCAAGAGAAAAGUAAAGUUAAAAAGACUCCAUUCGGGCAAUUCAAGAAGAUGAUAAAGGAAAAUAUGAAGGUUAUUCAAAAAGACACCACUGUGAAAGGAAAGAAAAAUGUCCCAGAAUAUGACCAGACAAUGGACCGCACAGACGAAGUCAGAAAGAUUGAACUCCCUUACCGCCCUUAA
Molecule: messenger RNA, 649 nt
Organism: Moneuplotes crassus
Lineage: Eukaryota; Ciliophora; Spirotrichea; Euplotida; Euplotidae
Source: the annotation of a GenBank genome assembly